UUUACCAAUUACCGUACAUUAAGUUUGACUCUACACCGACGGAAACGUGUAUGUCACAUGACCCAAAGCGCGCGUCAUACACUUUUGUAUUGUAGUCAAAGAGUGUCUGUCUCCACUUUUUUUAAUAACUUAUUUUUAGUCGUAUUUGGCGGUCUAUUAGACUACCAACAAAGUAAUAAUUUUGUGUUAGACAAACUAAUUGACAAUGAAUAAGUUAAAUAUAGAUAACAUUAAAAUCAUGUCAGACUCACAGGUUAAUUAUGAAAUGAGGUGAGUAGACUGAAACUAAAACUAUUAAAUUAACUAUUAAUAAACAUUAAUUAAUUAAUUAUUAAUAAACAAACAAAAAAUCAAACGCAUGCCAAAAUCAAAAGUUAAGCACUUUCAAUUGACUUGCAGACUGCAGUACUAAGACUAAUUCCUAAGUACUUAUAAGGAUUCAGUGAAAAUAAUACAGUACAUGUAACAGUCAGAAUCAGAAGUCAACUAUGGAAGUGUUAAAGUUAAGGCUAAGGACAGUUAAGUCUAAGUUAAGGUUAUACUAUAUACAUAAUAGUAAUAGUCAUAAUACAGUAAAGAAUAAUAGUGACACGGUGAAUGACUUUUUGAGUGACUUACUUGAAACAUACAUAUUAUAAUAAUAUCAUUGGGACGGGAUCUUUGCCACCUCUUACUCUUAUUCUAAUUUUUGAAAGUGACUCUGAUAGUAUAGGCUAACUAUUUUCUUCUAUAUCAUGCCUAUAAUUUUUAAGGCAGUGUCUACAUGUCCGGCGCGGCCGGACGUAUAUCUCCAGCACUAGCUAUCCGGCGACCAAGUUACAUGACCGCCGUAAGAAUACUUAUCGAGAUAUUCGUCCAGCGACCAAAGCACAUGACCACCGAGAUAUUGUCCGUCAGCUUUGUCACGUGACCCCGAAUGAUUUAAAGUCAAAGCUAUUGUUAAUUAAUUUUAAAAUCUAUUUCUCUACCAAGUAAUGUAUUGAGUAUCUUGCAAACAAAUAAUAGAAAAAAAUACUCGGGUACCGGUAUAUUACCAAAACAAAGUGAGUGUUACUGUUGAGCAAUAAUGCAUUCUAGAAGGAAGCAAUGCGUAGCAUACCCUGCGAGCUUGUUGGGGUGUGCGCAUGGCUGGCAAGGGAGGGUGGAUAUAGCCCGCCAAACAUUGGCGACAGCAAUGCAUGAACUUCCCAUCUACUAAAGUUACGUGCUUGACAAAAACGUGAAUUCGAGUUACGCACAUUUAAGAAUGCCAAUUUUGCUUAACCCCCCCCCCCCCCCCCAAUCCAUGAUACGUCACUGCACACUUUUUAUUUCCGGCCCAUGAACUCUAUAAAUAUAGCAGCGAGCUUGUUGAGGUGUGCGCUUGGCUGGCAAGCAAGGGUGGUGCAGGAGGGGGGGCGGUAGCUCCACCGCAGUGCGCAUGUCUCGAGAACAACUAUGGGCAGGCAAGGGAAAGGAGGGUUUGCCUGCGUCUUGCUUGCUCUGGCGUAUCUAUAUAUAGCCUUCGCCACCGUCUUGCUAGCCCUAGUUUCUGGCCAAUUAUAUAUAUCGAGAUAUUAAGGCUGAGUCUCAACCUUGACACUAAAACGACUUAAACUUAAAGUUUUAAAAGUUUAAAGCAUUCGAAGUCUAACCUCAGCUGAUUUGGAAAGGAUUCAAAAUAAAAUAAAGUAUUAUGAAUAACCUUAUAACUUAUGCAGCAAAAGGCUCACACAAUGUUUUAAAUUGGUCUGUAGGUGAACAUAUGGAAAUGUGAGUGAAAUGUCACCCUACUAUGUUGAAAGUACUGCUGUUGUCUCUGUUGUGGGAAAAGUUCAAAUUCAUUGAUAUGUGAAAGAAAUAUUGUCCAAUGAAAAUGAAUGAUAGUGAUAGUCACUACACUACAGUGUUCAAUUUUUUAAAAUUUAAGCUACAAGUACUUAUCUUCUCAUGUUUUUCUUUUAUUCAAGAUAAAGGAACCCCCAUUCCACAGCAGUAAAACAAAAGUUAAGGCUGGCUGGUGCAGUUUUUUAAAGAAAUGGAAUUUACAUAUGACAAGAUCUCCUAACUCUUCUAAAUGACAUUAAUUUUUAAGACUGACCAAAAAAAAAACUAUAGCAAUCAAAAACGUUUACCGGUAUCUAGAUCACUACUGGUUUUUUAAUUUUAAAUUUUAUUUUACAAAUUUAGUCAUUAGCCAAUUACUAUCAAAUUACUUCCUAUGCUACAACUACAAGCCCUUCUCAAAACACUAGAGUUAAUAAGACUACACAUUAACUGUACUAGUACUAGUAAACCAAGAGUAUCUUUAACAAGGGUUGGUCAACUUCUGCUCAUAAGCCAUAUCUGAUAUGACGUCUUGUUAUAUGGCAACAAGUUCUUUAAUAUAAAGAAAUUUCAAAAUAUAAUAACUAAUGGAAAUUAAAUUGACUUAAAAUAAAUUAUUAAUUAUGCAUGUUCUUUGUCAUGUGACUUGUUUGUAAUUUCAUACUUGACUUCUUUGCAGGUUUAACUGUGUUAUUUGUAUGGAGCCUAAAUUAGAAAUGGUUUAUGGUCACUGUCAACAUAGAUUCUGUGCCGAUUGUCUUUACAUAAAUUCAGUUCUUCGUGAAAGUAUGAAUAAAUGUCCUAUGUGUGCAAGACCAAACAGUUUUCCUUUGGUUCGGUGAGUAGGAUAAAAUAAAUUAAUAGGAUAAAAAAAUAAAUAAAAUAAUUAUUACACUCCAUUUUAUUUAAAAUUAAACUUAACACUGGCAUAUGGCAGUUAAUACUUUAUUUUAAUACUGUACUUCUUUGCGUGUCUUGUGCUCUAUAUCUUUUCAGAGACAAUUUUUAUUCUUCUAUAAUCCAAUCCUAAACAUUCCUUUUAAUCAAUGUUCCCUCUGAUUGUUUUAGAGGUAAUGUGUGCAGAAAAUUAUGUGUGGAACAUUUUAAGUACACAUUUUUGUGUGCUGCAAAAUCUACACAUUAAAUUUGCUUGUUAAUGGUAUUGAAAGUAAAUGGAUUUGCUAUUAAAUUAUGAGUUAGGCACUACAGUUAGAUUAAUUUGAUGUUAAAUUGUUUUUCUAAGUUGCGGCAUCCAAAUUAUGACCACUUCCCAAAUUUUAUAAAAGAGAUGGAUUUCAGCUUUUGGUAAUGCUAAUGGUAUACUCAAAAUGUUAAAGCUGGUUUAUACUAAUACCCUCUUUUUGUUGGUUUAAUUGUUGAUGCAUUUUGUCACUCACUAGCUCAGUACCGGAACUGGAUCACAUUUUUUUUUUUUCAAGUUUCAAGCUUUUUUUUUUUUUUUUUUUUUUUUUUUGUUUUUUUUUUUUUUUUUUUUUUUUUUUUUAUUUUUUUAUUUAUUUUUUUUUUUUUUUUUUUUGUUUUUUUUUUUUUUUUUUUUUAUUUUUUUUUUUUUUUUUUUUUUUUUUUUUUUUUUUGGGUAUCAUUUAUGUGUUAAUUUAUCUUCAGUAAAUGAAUGCACUUGUUUCAUAUUAAAAAUAUUUUUACCUAAAUUUAGAACGUUAGAGAAAUUUUGAAAUCAUUGUUGUUUUUUCUGUUUUCAGACCUAAAGUUUCAGAUGAUUCAAUUCAGAUGCAGAAAAUUAUUGGCAUCGCUGAAUGCCCAAACAAAGUGUUGGGCUGUAAACAUACAAUGUGGGAAUGGGAGGUCGAGGACCAUCUCAGGUACUGGUAGCUAGUUUAUUUUAUUUAAUUGUGUGAUUUAGUCAUGUCAUCUAUUUUUUAACUCGUUCCCUCCGGCAGUGCUCCUUCCGUACUUAAUUUAUUUUCAUGAGAAAAAGGAAGCAACUUGGUUUUGUCAAUUUUUUAAAAUACUUUUUAAAGCUGCUAAAUGUUAAUAAAUGUUAAUGAAUUAAAGACGAAAGCAUCAAAAAAUGAAUAAGGUUAAAUUGUUAAAAAAAUAUAACGUUACCGGUAGCGUCGAAAAAAUAAUGAACAAUGGCCAAAAAGUUGAUUUUUGGCACCUCAGACAAACAAAUGCUAGAAAUAGACCUGCCGUACUAAAGCACAUGUAGUUUUAAAGUGAAACAAGAUAAAAACUUCCGGUUUUUAAAUUAAAAUCACGCAGAAGUCUCAAGGGAGGUGAGAUUUCAUUGCUAUAUUAAACUAAAAAUAAGAGAGGUGUGUCGCUAUGCAUCGAGACACAUCCAUCGAAACCCCCAAAGGACGCAUUUAUAUGGUGUACAACUUAGUACCAGUUAAUAGCUAUGUUGACUUCUUAUCUUCAUUGUCAUACAGUAUAAAAACUUAUCAUAUUCUUUUUAAAAUUUCAGAGCUUGUGACUACAAGAAACGGUGUAGUGGGAUUAUGGUUUGCUCAUAUAAUCAGUUGUACACACCACGACAUCGUAUAGUUUUGAAAAGCAAAUCAUCAGAAUCAAAGGACAGAAAGAAGAAGAAGGAGGUGGUGGGCCAGCAGCCAAGAAGAUCGGUUCGUCUUAUGAGACGAGCUGCUCAACGUUCACAACAGCCAUAGAAUUAACUCAUUUAUUUUAUUUCAUUUGAACAGUUGACAUUAAACCAACCUAAAAAGGAGCAGAUUUUGUUUGUGCCGUACUUAAACUUGGUUGAUUCAAUAUUUUCCUCUAAUUAUUUCUUAUGAAAGUAGAGAACCAUAACACAUAAUUAUGACCAUCUCAAAUCAUCUUUCGCCAAAUCAUUUAAACUGGUAAUAAUAAUAAAGUAAUCUAGUUUUCUAAGCUUUCCCUUAAACUUUUUAAAUAUAAUGUUUUAGUUUUGUAAUUUUCACAUGUCCUUGGGGUGGCAUUGUAAUUGAAUUAUUAUUUAUUUGAUGGGUGAGUUAAUCGUUCUUACUUUGUAAAUUUUUUAAAUUUAAGAACUGCUGAUUUUGCUUACCGUACGGUACUUAAUAAUUUACUGAUAACUAUUCAACAAGUUUUUCAUUCAACUUUUUUUUUAAUUGUUGCAUAUCCAUUUACACAUUUCGCUUUGUUCAGAUUAAAUUAUUAUUAUUUUUUAACUUAACUUUUUUAGCCAUAUAAAUGUGUGUGAAUUUGCAGUUGUUGAUUUUUGUGGUCACAAUAAUUUUCAUAAGUACCGGUGCAUUGUUGUAUAGAACAAUUCACCAGGUAAAAAUACAUUGUUAAUAUAAUUUAUUUAUUUCCUCAUGCAGGAUUCUCUUACACAUCUUUUUUUUAUUGCAUUGCUUCACAUUAUAGACGGCUGCCUAGCUCCCUUGCUAGGGCAACUCUGUAUGCCAUUGUAUUUUGGGGCAACUCGGUACCUCCAUUGCUGGAGCAACUCAGUACCUCGAUUACUGGGGCAAUUCAGUACUUCCAAAAUACUUCCAUGCUGGGGCAAUUCAAUACUUCCAUUGCUGUGGCAACUCUUUGCCUCAAUUAGUGGGACAACUCUUUACCUCAAUUAGUGAGGCAACUCAGUACUUCAUUUGCUGGGGCAACUCUUGUCUGUUUUUCACCCCUUUCUCAUAACAGUAACAAUGCAAUAUUUUUUGUUUUGUUCAAUAAAGUAUUCAAUUGCUAUACAAA
Messenger RNA from Lymnaea stagnalis (great pond snail), 5490 nucleotides. The record is from the annotation of a GenBank genome assembly. NCBI's taxonomy places the organism in Eukaryota, Metazoa, Mollusca, Gastropoda, Lymnaeidae.